AUGUCUCAAAAGCCAUCGAAAAAAUCUUCAAAAAAUAAAAAACAUAAACUGGGAGGAAGCUCUAGCAAGAAGUCGUCAAAGAAAGGAAGUCGAGCAUCAAGAAAAAUGAAAGACAAGCAUAGAAAGAAAGAAUCAGGCGAGAAGCGUCGACAUCAUAAGAAGAGUAAGAUGAAGCGUGAAAAGAUCGUCAAACCCGACAAGAAACAGCGCAAGAUUUCUGAGAAAAAGAAGCCGGACAAAAAACACUGGAUUGAGCAAGAGUUCCUUCAACCUAGUCCAGGAAUACAACCGCCAAAAGAGGAGGAGCAAAAGAAAAUGGAAGAGAAGUUCCCUCCAUACAUGGAAACACAAAAGCCGAAGGCUGCACCACCCAAGCCUGAAAAGAGGCCGGCUGAACCUAUGGAGCCUUCUCCUAAACGCGAUAAAAUCAAAGGAAUGGAUGAACAUGCGCCGCCACAAGCAGCGGAGGGCGUUGCCCGGAAGGCGAAGCCCAAAGAAGAAAAACCGUCUCCAAUCAAAAUGGCUCUUCCACCGGAGCCUAAGGAAUCACCCGCACCGGCAGCUCCUACUCCAAGGGAAGAAGAGGUCACACCACCGCCUCCCACUCCUCCUCCACCGAAGCCAGAAGAGGAAUCUCCACGCAAAAGAGCUCCACGUGUGGCUAAACACGAAGAGGAGGAGAUCAAGAAGCCAGCAGUACCGCCUGAACAAGCACCUAAGAUGGAGGAGCCUCCUGCGCCUAAAAGAGAAGUUCCUCCUACGGAACCACCACCAAUUCCUUCUCCGAAACCCGUGGAAAUGCGAAAGGAGAAGGUGGAGAAAGCUGAGGUCUUCUAUGAACCAAAAAUGGAGAAGCUACCACCGCCUAAACCAAGGCCCAAGAGAAUUUCGCCACCACAGGAGCCUCCACCAGCUGCGGUGCCAAGGGAGACGAUCCCCGUGGAGCUGCGAACAGCUAGGGAAUAUGAGCAGCAACCUGUGGAGCCUCAACCUCUACCAGGUGAUCGUCUUCGGGUCAACAUUGACGAAAUACUACGUCUUGGUGCCAUAAUGGAACGACGACAUAUGAGUUCCAAUAAGAAGCUUUCAUUCGAAUGGAUUGCAAUGAAUCGACACGUUGCUCAUCUACAACCGGAAGCCUUCUCAUCGCAUCUGGCCACAGCUGUAGGAGACGUUCGGUUAGAAAAAUCACUGGCGUGCGACGCCUUGAACGUUCUCAUGUACCAGCAUACGAUAACCCCGGAUGAGUACUUGCGAUUGUGUCAGCAUCUUGACACCGUGAGCCCGAUCACCAUCAGCACACUCGCUCAACUUCUUAGAACAAACACGAUGUACUACAACAGCCUGCAGAACGCCCAGCGUACAGCAGCCGGUCCACCUCCUUGC
This is a messenger RNA of Ostertagia ostertagi, 1386 nucleotides long. Lineage: Eukaryota; Metazoa; Nematoda; Chromadorea; Rhabditida; Trichostrongylidae. The record is from the annotation of a GenBank genome assembly.